AUAGAGGGCGCUGUUUGAGACUUUCCAAUCGUAGGUGCGUGAUAUGACAGCAUGUGUCUUAAUUUCUCCGAGUUUUAGAAACCUUUGACACAUCAGGAUGGGAAAGCUGAAUGUUACAAUGCUACGGUACCUCACGCGGGAAGAUUUUCGCGUACUGACUGCCCUGGAGAUGGGAAUGAAGAACCAUGAGAUUGUUCCCGGAUCGCUGGUUGCUUCCAUCGCAAACCUGAGACACGGUGGCUGCUACAAGCUUCUCAAGGAACUGGUUCGCAACAAGUUGAUUGCAUGGGAACAUGGAAGAUAUCCAGGUUAUCGACUAACGUAUCCAGGCUAUGACUACCUGGCACUGAAGGCUUUAGCUGCAAGGGAUGUACUGACGUCAGUUGGAAACCAAAUAGGAGUCGGCAAAGAAUCCGAUAUCUACAUUGUUGCCAAUGAAGACGGGGAACAGCUGGCCUUGAAAUUGCACAGGUUGGGACGUACUUCUUUCCGCAAGUUGAAGGAAAAGCGGGAUUACCUCGGCAAGCGACGCCAUGCAUCAUGGCUCUACCUCUCCAGACUAGCUGCUAUGAAAGAAUACGCAUUCAUGAAGGCACUUUAUGAUCACGGUUUUCCGGUUCCCAAGCCUGCGGACUUCAACAGACACUGUGUGGUAAUGGAGUUGAUGAACGCUUAUCCAUUGAACCAGAUCCACGACCUUACUGACCCAGCCUCCACCUACAACGACCUGAUGAAUCUCAUCAUGCGGCUGGCCAGCCACGGCCUGAUCCACGGCGACUUCAACGAGUUCAACCUCAUGUUGGACGACCGGGACCGCGUCACGCUGAUUGACUUCCCACAGAUGGUGUCUACGUCCCAUAGCAAUGCUGAAAUGUAUUUUGAUCGGGACGUUCAGUGUGUGCGCGAUUUCUUCCUGCGACGUUUCCAGUAUGAGAGUGAACUGUACCCAAAGUUCUCUGAUGUCUGUCUGGAGAAUUCUCUGGAUGUCGACGUCUCAGCGAGUGGCUUCACAAAAGACAUGCAGAAGACACUUGAAGAGGAAAUACUUGCACAGAGAGGAGAGGAAGGUGUGGAACGGGAUGAAGCAGAAGGGGAGGCAGAGGCAAGUCAUCUCCAAGGAGAUGACAGCGACGAUGAGAAUAAUCUCCAAGAAGAUGACAACGUUGAUGUGAGACUUUCUUCCGAAGAGGAUGAAGAUGAGGAUGAUGCUGCUUCGACUAAGGAAUCCACAAGGACUCGUGUUGAUCCACACCCAGAACUUGUGGAUGAAGCCGAGGAAGAAGUUGUUGAUGUAUCCGUCGAGGAAGGCGUGGAUGGAGUAGGAAGCAGGACUUUGGAGGCAGGCAGAGAGGAAGUUGUCGAUUCAACACAGAAUUCCGCAAGAAUUUGCGUUGAUCCGCUACCAGAACUUGUGGAUGAAGCCGAGGAGGAAUUUGUUGAUGCAUCCGAGGACGGAGGUAGGAGUCCAGAGCUAGGUGGAGAGGCUGAUUUGAGAAGAGAAGAGUGUUUAGAGGAAGAUUUGGAAGAUAUUGCCGCGUUGAACAAGCAGUACCGACCGCAUCGGGAUGCAGCCAGCCUGGCCCACGUUAACCACCACACGCGGCAGCGUAGCAGCGACAGUUUCACCUCCACCGCCACCUCCACAAUGGACUCGUCCGUGGUCAGGGCAAAGGUCAAGCAGAGCCUGCUGAAGAAGCAGAAGGCGCAGCAGAGGCGACGGAGGGCUAAAGGGGAGGCGGGGAUGGUGACAGAGAUGAGGCGAGACAACCGAGAUAACAUCAAGCAGAGCGUCAGCGACGUUUGGUUUUGAAGGGCUCAUUAACCGUAACCCCCUUGAGUGAUUUAUUAGGAAUCCAACACCCAAACUGUUGGACUCCGAUUAUGGUGGUAUGCCUAACCCCAU
Molecule: messenger RNA, 1903 nt
Organism: Patiria miniata (bat star)
Lineage: Eukaryota; Metazoa; Echinodermata; Asteroidea; Valvatida; Asterinidae
Gene: riok2
Product: serine/threonine-protein kinase rio2-like
Exons: 10
Coding region: 98-1810 (570 amino acids)
Biological process (GO): protein phosphorylation; maturation of SSU-rRNA
Cellular component (GO): nucleus; preribosome, small subunit precursor; cytosol
Molecular function (GO): protein serine/threonine kinase activity; ATP binding
Source: RefSeq, a predicted model, not a curated record